AGUCUGUAUACAACUUCCAUUCAGUAUAGAACCACAAGUAACAAUCCGUCUCGUCUGUGUUUCAGGAGAACCGCCGAAGGUAACAGGGCUACUAGACGACUCUGUGGUGGAGAACUACAACUUGACGCUGGAGUGCACGGUUCAGGGGCUUCCUCUACCUCAGGUGUUCUGGUACAAGGACGACUUACCAAUCUCCACCACCGACCUUAAGGUCAAGACCAAAACAAAGAAGUUACGAAGACGCAAGUUACGGCAAGAACGAAGUAGCAGUGAUAUGACGGGGCACAGGGUGUUGAUGGGGCAGCCUCGGCGGCGACUCAUGCGACGACGUCUAAGACCCCGCGGGGUAAACGAGAGGCAGGAGGGUGGGAAACGACCUGCCGGCGGACAACGACUCCCCCGGGGAGGACGACGACAAGGUGCGGCAAGGAGAGAGGCCAAACGACGACCAGCGCACGACGGCGGCGACGCACGAGGAGGCGACGCACGAGGGUCGGUGCGUAGACGACGACCACGCCCAUCGAGGGACAGUGAGCCACAAGGGACAGUGGGCCACAAGGGACAGUGGGCCACAAGAGACAGUCGGUCACAAGGGACAGUGGGCCACAAGGGACAGUGGGCCACAAGGGACAGUGGGCCACAAGGGACAGUGGGCCACAAGAGACAGGGGGCCACAUAUCCAACACAAA
This is a messenger RNA of Homarus americanus (American lobster), 689 nucleotides long. RefSeq lists its product as uncharacterized. The record is from RefSeq and is a predicted model, not a curated record. The annotation marks the transcript as partial. The transcript is spliced from 3 exons. NCBI's taxonomy places the organism in Eukaryota, Metazoa, Arthropoda, Malacostraca, Decapoda, Nephropidae.